Messenger RNA from Callorhinchus milii (elephant shark), 2852 nucleotides. Its product is annotated as ankyrin repeat and SOCS box protein 1-like. The coding region runs from base 168 to 1124 and encodes 318 amino acids. The transcript is spliced from 4 exons. Gene Ontology annotation, biological process: intracellular signal transduction. NCBI's taxonomy places the organism in Eukaryota, Metazoa, Chordata, Chondrichthyes, Chimaeriformes, Callorhinchidae. The record is from RefSeq and is a predicted model, not a curated record. Gene Ontology annotation, cellular component: cytoplasm; nucleus. Gene Ontology annotation, molecular function: protein binding.
GGGGAGGGGGGGGGGAGGCCCAGCUCUGUUUCCAUGGCAACACUCGCUGCCCGGUAUUGGGGUGAGGAUGUUCAACACUGCUCCGCAACACUUAGUAUGAAAAAGCAAAUGAACGAGCAGGUCACAAACUACUACACGAAUACCAGCUCUUCCAAUCUGUUGCAAAAAUGCAAAGGAAGCAGGUGACCUGGUUUGCCAAUUCGGAGAUCUUCAAGGACAUCCCACUCUCAUUGCAUGAGGCCGCCUUCAGAGGAGAUGUGGAUACAUUGAAACAUUUAAUUGAUGAUUGUGGGCUGAUCUCAAACAUUGACAGACACUUGAUCUGGUCUGGAGGAUCCAUUCCUUGCGCACCACUACUGUUAGCUGUAAUAGGGGGACAUGUGGACUGUAUCAAGUUUCUCAUUCACAAAGGUGCAAAUGUAAACUGUGUGGAUGACAGGGGACAGUCGCCUCUUUACAUUGCCGCAGUGAAUAGAAACUUAAACUGCAUACAAAUUCUGUUACAGGCUGCUGCCAAACCCAAUGGGAGUGCUCACAAUAGGUGCACUCCUUUGUUUUUUGCUACCCGGGAUGGGGAAGUGGACAUCAUGAGAGAGCUGAUCAACCAUGGAGCAGAUAUAAAUUCUGCAGUUCAUUUGUCUCCAAAGUUGUACCCAAAUACCUUGAUCAAUACCCCACUGUAUAUUAGUGUUUCAUACAACAAACUAGAUUGUUUCAAACUGCUUCUCCAGAGUGGUGCAAACCCAAACUUCAACUGCAAGCGACUAGAUGAACGCAACAGAUUGCAGAGUUUCUAUGGAGAGCGUCCUCUACCAAGUUCUGCUACAAGCCUUCUGGAUGCAGUAGUGAAGAUGAAUUGUAGGGAAGAAUUUGCAAAGUUGUUGGUGGAGUUUGGAGCCGAUUUGAGUUUAUUCAGUUGCAACGAAACCCUUGGGAAUAGCCAUUUGAUUUUGAAUAAUCCUUGUGCACUUUACUUCCAAAUGGCUAGAGCAAAUCCAAGGAUACUUCAAAGUGCUUGUCGGCUUCUCAUUCGAAGAUGUCUGGGUGUGACAAGAUUAAACUAUAUCAAUGAUUUACCACUGCCAAAGUUCCUCAAGAAUUACCUCUUCUAUAAACCUGUUUGAUACGCAGUAACUCAAUCAAUGAAAUGUUGGUACACCAACUGUGUGAAAGAAUUAAGUUCUGCAAGAUGUAACUCUAGUUUGAACAGAAACAAAUAAAUUGAUAACCAUAAUUAUUGUAUUUCAAUUUAAAAGCUAUUGAGUGGCUUCCUGAACAGACAAGAUGAUGAUUCAAACAGUGUUUUAUUAAUUUUAAAGAUAUUUGUUUGGAUGAUCAGUCUCAUACUUUUGGAGUCCUGUAGCUCAGUGGUUAGAGCACUCGCUUUGCAAGUGAGAGACCUGAGUUCAAUUCCAGGCAGGGCGAAACCUUGGGCAAGUUUCCUUACUCCACACGGCCUAAUAAUAAUCCCUCCAAAACAAAAACAAUAAUAAAUUGGUCAUUUUCAAUCCCUGACUGUUUGUGGGACAUUGCUGUGCGCAAUUGGCUGCCGCGUUCGCCCACAAAUAUACAGUCAAUUCACUUUACAGUCUAUUCUGUGAAGCGCUUUGGGACGUCCUCCCGACGUGAAAAGCGCUAUAUCAAAUGCAAGGAUUAUUAUUAUUAUUAUUAUUAUAUAGACACUACAGCACAAUUUUGGGUUUGAUCUCUAUUUGCUGUUAAAUUUACCACCAUUGUAAUGUUUGCUUAUCUAGGGAUUAAGUGCAUGUGGCUUAGGUCAGUACAUUUAUUGAUAGGCAGAGAAUAAAAAGCAUUAGCUGCCAAGGAUGGAAUACUUACAAACAAACUGAGACCCAUUUCCCGUGUGCCUGAACCAAGGGUUAGUACGAUUACAUUACUUUCUGUUUAAGAUUAAGAAAUGAUUUUUAUUUGGUCAAUUUUGGUCAGCAGUCAAUUUUGCAGAUGUUCUGAUGGAGAAAGUGAAGCAAAAUUUGAAAGCAGAGGGAACUAAAAAGUGUUGGACUUGUGUGUAAAUAGCAUUGGUUUAGCAAUUGUUCCCCACUUGUUUCAUAGGAAAAUAAAUCAACACAAGCACACGCAAUGUAGUAUUUUAAUUACUUUAUAAAUAUUUUAAUUUAUGACAUUUAUUGUGCUUUGGGGUUUAAUAUUUAAUGGUGAUUGGAAUCACAGAUGUUAGAUGUUUUUUCCUAUGGUCUCAGUGCUUUUCACAUAGAGUAAUUCAUUGCAGUAAUUCUGCAAGUUAGCUAAUUACUAUGCGUACAUAUAUCUUAAGAUUCUAAAGCUGUCGUUAUGGUAUUUCUUACUGUAAUUCCUUAAGAAUCCCGUUAGAAUUCCUGUCAAUCUAUUGCAAAUCCACCUCGAAGCAAUUUAUUUCCAGAGCAGGGUUGCACAGGUCGGAGUGACAUGUUUAUGAUUCAGAUUACUCUAUGGAGAAAUUCUGGUAAAAAAUGCUGCAAAUUAGUCCCUGUUUUUACAUAAUGAUGCACAUUAGUUGCAGCCCCAACCGAGUAACCACUUUGCAAACAUUUUCCUUUUCUGUGGGCAAACAUCUGGUGUGAACAUGAAUAUAAACCAUGAAAUGUCUAGUUUUAGAAUUCCAUUUUGGAAAUAUCGUGAACACAAAGCUUUCCUCCUUAUUCCAUCAAUCUUUAGUUUCAGCUCACUGCACUAAAUCAUGCUUUUAUCUGAGUGACAGCCUGCACUCCAGUCUGAGUAAUCAGCUUCUAUGUCUGGAUUGUUGCCAUCAAUGAAAUGUAUGCAGAAUGUAACUUUUGAAUUAUAAUAUUUGGACUUAUCGUUCAGUGAUUCAAAUAAAGACCUGUUAUAAAUCC